GCAUUUUCUUCGAGGUGAGCCAGUUGUUGGGAUUGAAUAUGAAGCUCAACUUCUGAAAAACAUCUUUCCCCGUGAUUCCCUCACUGCAUCCUAAAUCGACAUGUUCGAGAAAAUGAAUUCUGGCACGUAGCCUUAAAAAGGGAUUGUGGCAAAUUUUGUCAAUUCUGACAUUGGUCUGAAUUUCUUCAGAGAUGUCAGCAGUUGAGGUGUCAAAUUAUGCAGAGAAUUUACAGACAUCAUGCAGUUAUGUCAUAAAGGUAGUAGAACCACCAACUUCUGCAACAGGUGAUGACAUGAAAACUGUCUUACAGACUAUCAAUAGGCUCAAGCAAGAAAAAAAACAUAACUCCUUGGACUGAUGAGAAUAUUCCUAGGGGUCGUUUGGAUUAAGCAUUUUGAUUUGAGGGAUUUAUAAGGAAUUUGUAUCCAAAUUCUGCUCUUGAAAAUCCAGGUAAUUUAAACAAGGAAAUUGAAUCAAAUCACUUGUUUGAUGAAGGAUCCAGAAUUGUCUAAUGAGCAAUUUCUAUUUUAAUGACAAACAUAAAAUUACUAUUUUGCCCUGUUCACUCUCUUCUUUGCAGACACUUUUAAUCCCUCUCUUCAGCGAUGGAUGCGACCAGGGAAUGGGCGUACUCGAACGCGGCGUCUCCGGCGGAAUCGUUCGGAAAUGCGGUGACUUUCGUGUGCCGGAACCAGGAGACGGAUGUGACGAAGACGAUUCCGUAAAUCAUUGCCCCUUUUAUGUUCUUCACCAAGCAGUAAGCAAUGAUGAUGAAUUCGACGAUCUCAAUACGUUGCGGGGGCAGAGGAUGUCGCCGGAGACGAUCUCGCCGGGGAUCAGACUCACGGUCCCGUUCGCCAUCACCGGGGCCAACGACGCCCGGGAAGAUUUGGAGCAGGCUCCGAGUGUGACCAGAGUGGAUGAUUAUUGGGUUGCGCAGAAGCAGCGGGUUUCUCAAUCUCGGAGGCGGCGGAAAGGAGGAUCCCGGCGAAGAUCGUGGCGGAGAAGGGGGGUGUAGCUGCUGAGAGUUUCUCCGUUCCCUCCUCUCUGUUCUUGGCUGUUGAAGACCUCCCAAAUUGAAUCGUGGGUUUUCUCUGUUCUUGGCUGUUGAAGACCUCCCAAAUUGAAUCGUGGGUUUUCUCUAUUCUUGGCUGUUGAAGACCUCCCAAAUUGAAUCGUGGGUGCCAUCAGGGAACAAUUUGUCUAGUUCCAUCCUAAAACAGGGCAAUAAGAAGAAGUAAGGGAGAAAGUACUGUUCAAUUUGUCUAGUUCCAAUGACAAAUGAAUAUCAAACCUCAAC
Messenger RNA from Linum trigynum, 1301 nucleotides. Lineage: Eukaryota; Viridiplantae; Streptophyta; Magnoliopsida; Malpighiales; Linaceae. The record is from the annotation of a GenBank genome assembly.